This is a messenger RNA of Phytomonas sp. Hart1, 297 nucleotides long. The record is from the annotation of a GenBank genome assembly. Lineage: Eukaryota; Euglenozoa; Kinetoplastea; Trypanosomatida; Trypanosomatidae.
AUGGCUCGCCCGCACACCACCUGCACCCCGCCGCGGAGCCCAAAAAGGACGGCGACGAGAAGCAUUUUCGAUUUCCCUUCAUCUACGACGAGGCCGCCACACAGGAGGAGGUCUUCGAGGAGAGUAUUUUGCAAAUCGCCGAUGAGGCCUUGCUCGGGCGGAAUGUCAGCAUCCUAUGCUAUGGGCCCACCGGCAGUGGCAAGACCUACAGCAUGGUGGGGAGCCAUCGCAGUAAAUUUACUGCGAUGGCGACGCCGUCGUCGAAGUCGAGGCGGCCGAGGUCGGGUGAUCGCUUAG